Molecule: messenger RNA, 876 nt
Organism: Coffea eugenioides
Lineage: Eukaryota; Viridiplantae; Streptophyta; Magnoliopsida; Gentianales; Rubiaceae
Product: ATP-dependent DNA helicase PIF1-like
Exons: 1
Coding region: 1-876 (291 amino acids)
Biological process (GO): telomere maintenance; DNA repair
Molecular function (GO): DNA helicase activity
Source: RefSeq, a predicted model, not a curated record
AUGCCUGAAGUUCUUUCCUCAGGAAGUGGAAGUUUUUUUGUUGAUGGGCCUGGUGGAAUAGGAAAAACAUUCCUUUAUCAUUCCUUUCUUGCAACGCUUAGGUCUAGUGGCCACAUAGCGAUAACUGUUGUUUCAUCUAGUGUGGUUGCUUCUAUUGUUCCAGGAGGACAGACUGCCUACUCACGAUUUAAAAUUCCCUUAGAUGUUUCCGCAAACAAAAUUUGUCAAAUUAGCAAACAAAGCUCUAUUGCAAGACUGAUCAUGCUUGCUAAACUAAUUCUCUGGCAUGAAGCGUCCAUGACUAAAAAAGAUACUAUUGAGGCAUUUGACUUGCUACUAAAGAAUGUCAUGGAUUCUGAUAAACCUUUUGGAGGUAAGAUCAUGGUUUUUGGAGGUGAUUUCCAUCAAACCUUGCAUGUUAUACCAAAUGGUUCAAAGGACCAACAGAUUGAGGCUAGCUUUGUUCAUUCACCUCUAUGGAGAACUUUUCAAAAAAUAACUUUAUCAGAGAAUAUGCGAGCUAUUUCAAAUCACCAAUACUCGAGGUUUCUUUUGAGAGUAGGAGAGGGACACGAGCCAGAAGAUGAGGAAGGGAAAAUAUCUUUGCGUAAAGACAUAUUAAUUCAAUUUGAUAAUAAAGAUAUAUCAUCGACAAGUCAGUACAGAUUUCGCAAUCUUAGUUUACAUGAUUCACAUUUUGAUAUGCUGAGUAUAUACAUAUAUAUCUACCCAGAUUCUUAUUUACUUAGAUUGAUAGGCUUCGCCUUUUCAGACCUGCAUGCUUAUUCAAUAGAUCCAUAUGCAAUGAUCAGUAGGUGUAUCCUUACACCAAAGAAUUCCUGUGUUGAUGAUAUCAAUGAUGUGCUCAUUGAUUGA